CGCAGCGCCACCAAACUCAACAUGUCAGAAGGAGCCGUCAAUUUGUCGAAGAAGCACAACAAGCACCAUGGCCAUGGCGCAGAAAAGAAGCACCACGCGCAAGCACACGACCACGAGAAGAGCCAUGGCCACAGCAAGGAGCUCACACACGAGCUACAGCAUCCAGGAGCUGAUAGUUCGCUGAAAGUGCUUCUGACGCUGUCUCGCCACGGCAGUCGCCGUCCCAACGCCAUCUCGAGCACGCUCUGCCCCAACAACGUUGCGAACGCCGAGUCGUACCACGUGCCGCCCGAGCAAUUGACCGAGGUCGGUAUGGAGCAGAUGCGUCUGGCCGGCGAAGAGAUUCGACGCGAAUACAUCGAGAACCAGGGGUUUCUCUCCAACUCGAUCGGUGGCCCUGACAACAAACACUUUGAAACGUACUUUCGAUCGGACGCAGCGGAUCGAUGUGCCCAGAGCGCGAUCGCGCUCGGCUACGGCCUGUAUCCAGACUCGACGGCGCCGAACCAGUACUUCCACCAGCCGAUCUCGGUGUACAUGAACCAGCUGCGAAACGAACACGACUUUGCCGCGCCCAAGGGUCCGUGCAAGGCUGUGGCCAAGGCCGACAUCAACACGUACUUUCAAACCCGCGGGCUGGAGACCAUCGCCCAGCACAAGCCGCUGCUGGAGAAGGUCGGGCAGGCCUGCGGCAUCAACGUGUGGAACAUCCCGAACCUUCCUGACGGCGAAGACCUCGUGACCGGCAUCAAGGACAUCGCGGACACGUUCACGUUUGACUCGCAACAGGGAUUGCGCCGCCUCAAGGGAGUCACGCCGGAGCUGCAGACGGAGAUCGAAGGCCUGGCGUUCCAGCACCUGAUGGAGCGGUACUACUCGACGGACCGCGAGGUCACGUACUGGGUGGGUGGGUUCCCGACAUUGAUGCUCAAGAAUCUCCAGGUCCCGCCACCGGAGAAGGCCGAGAACGCGUUCAAGUACUACUCGUACCAUGGCCACCGCGAGCUCGUUCAUGGGUUGGGGAUAUUGUUGGGGUGGGCGUUUGACUUUCCCGGCCAGCCGCGCGCCCUCGACACGUCGGCGCUGGAUCCGGCCACGACCAUGUUCUUUGAGCUGCACCAGGUCAACACGUCCGAGUUCAUUCGAACGUUUGUGUGGUCGCCACGCACCCGCCGCACCCAGGUGAAGUUGGCCAAGUGCUCGACGCUCGACUGUCCGUUGGCCGAAUUCGCCAGCAUUAUUUACAACCACACGAAUGUGACAGGGACGUGGGAGCAGAUAUGCAACUACCACCCGGCAACGUUUGCCCCGGUCGUUGCAACCACGCCCAAGCCAGUGGAGACGGUGAAACCAAGCGAGCCAUCGACAACCACGCCAAAACCAGUUGUGACUGAAUCGGAACAACACGAGGCAUCCCCUCCUCCAGUGGAAACAGCUGAGACUCCCGAGCCGAGCGUGGCUCCAACCACCACGGCAAAGCCUUCAGACCCCGUCCCACUCACCGAAACCAUUGCCAAACCCAAGGGAGUUCACGGCACCUGGACGACCACCACCUCGGCUCCUGUAGCAGCAUCGACGACGAAACACGUCGAGACCACGCCAAAACCAAUUGUGACGACAGAAACACAAACCCCAAAGCCAUUGGAAACGACUGAGACUCCCGAGCCGACCGAGGGCGUCAUGGCGUCGGUGACGCCAUCUGUGAUUCUAGUCACUACGGCAAAGCCCGCAGACCCCAUCCGACCUACCGAAACCAUCGCCAAACCCGAGGAAAUUCACAGCAGCUGGACACCCACCACCCUGGCGUCUGUAGCAACAACACCAAUAGUGGUAGCGCAGCCGGGGUUGCGCCUCACCAAGCUCAAGUCUGUCGAACUGCCUCCUAUGGGCAUCUUCGAAGGCAUCGGGUGGGCAUCGUAUCUGACCGUGGUUGCCGCCCUCGUGUUCGUGGCUAUUAAACGGGCAACUCGGCGCCAGCAAUCAGGGUACCGACAAUUGACUUAGUGCUUUUAUUUCAAGUACACCGCAUGGUCUGCAUUGCGUACAUGCAACGGCCUUCGUCGCAUCCUCGACAUUUCGUUGUGUUGGGCGUCAGCUUGUGCUAGGGAUGUCGAGAGUUUGUAAACACCAGGACCGCAAGAGCCAUUACAGCUUAAUCUAUUCGGCGGUAACCCGACUGCGGUCGUC
Molecule: messenger RNA, 2187 nt
Organism: Aphanomyces invadans
Lineage: Eukaryota; Oomycota; Saprolegniomycetes; Saprolegniales; Verrucalvaceae
Exons: 2
Coding region: 22-2004 (660 amino acids)
Biological process (GO): dephosphorylation
Molecular function (GO): phosphatase activity
Source: RefSeq, a predicted model, not a curated record